This is a messenger RNA of Cuculus canorus (common cuckoo), 4422 nucleotides long. RefSeq names its product zinc finger DHHC-type palmitoyltransferase 5 (gene ZDHHC5). NCBI's taxonomy places the organism in Eukaryota, Metazoa, Chordata, Aves, Cuculiformes, Cuculidae. The transcript has 12 exons. Gene Ontology annotation, biological process: protein palmitoylation. The record is from RefSeq and is a predicted model, not a curated record. Gene Ontology annotation, molecular function: palmitoyltransferase activity. Bases 1346 to 3493 code for a protein of 715 amino acids.
CGGCCCCCGUCCCCGGUUUCCCCACGCCGGCGCCCUGCUCCCACGCUUUCCCCGGUUCGCCCGCACAGGCGCCCCCCGGCCCCCGGUUUCCCCGGUUCUUCCGGUAUCGGUUUUCCAUGACCCCGGUCUCCUCGCCCCCCCGGCUUCCCUCGGUUCCCUUUCCCGUUUCCCAGGCCCUCGUUUCCCCCCGCAGCCCUGGCUCCGCCUCGGGGCUCCCGGAUUCCCGAGAACAGCGCGGAUCCCGGUGCGGCUGCUGGACACUGAGUUUUAAUGGUUUUAUGUAGUUUUUAUUCAAAAGAGGAAUGGAUUCAUGAAAAGGAAUUUUAGGGAAAGAAAGGAAAUAAAUCAUGGAACCGUUUUGGAAUGCUCUGAACUCUCCCUGCGCUGCCAGGGCCACCACUCCUGUCCGUCACCUUCUCCGGCUGUAGGAGCUCAGGAACACUCCCCUCCCGAUCGCGCUGUGGACCUUCCCCAUGCUGCCUGGGAAUGUUUGCCAUGGAAAAGACUGCAUGAAAUUCCUGCUGUUUCCCAGCCACUGAGCAGGUCCAGAACCCGCAGACACACCUCGGGGGUCGGGAGAAAGGAGCAAGAAGGAAAAGGACGGAACCCCUGGAAUCUGCCAGGCCUUCUCUGCCUGCCCCCCUUGCGAAGGAGGGAUUUGCGGCUCAAUCCCGCACCAGCUGUUCCGCGGCUGUGGCAGGCGGGGAGGAACAAAUCAAAUUAAACGGCCACCGCCAGCCGGCCCCUCCCAGAUCCCUGCGAAAUCAGGGAGAGUGUUCCUGUGACCCCUCCAGUGCUGGGAGGAGGAGGUGCAGUGCCGUGAGGGAGCGGAUUGCCUGGGAGUCACCCCCUCCCGCCCCGUGUCAGAAAGGAGAAGUGGUUUCCCUGCACCUCCAGAGUGGCUCUCGUGCAAGAAGCGUGCCAAUCCCUCACUCGCUGGGUGGGAAGCAGUGCCCAGCUCCUCACCUCCGGGCUACGCUGGCCUUGUGUCUGAGCCCAGAGCACAUCCUGUCCCCUCGGAGCCCGGCAGCUGCCAGCCCUGCUGGGAUCUGCUUUCUGCUGGCUAUUCCUGACUGACAGAAGCUUGGUGGUGGUUUUAAAUCCACGUCCCAUUCCCUGGUCUGAAAUUUUAAUGAUUUUAACCCUUCCCUGUGCCCGUGUGCUCUGGCAGGACAGGGCGUAGCGUGGACUCGGUGCUCCAAGGCUGCCGUGGGCUUGUCCAGUGGGCUGGGAGGUGGCCCUGGGAGCGGGCGCGGAGGCCAGGCAGCGCUUGCCCCCGUCCCGCUCCCCGAGCCCCGUGGGCCUGGGCUAUGCGGCAGGGCAGACCCCCCUCCACAGCUCCAACAUGCCAGCAGCGUCCGGAAAGAGGUUCAAACCCAGCAAGUACGUCCCGGUCUCAGCUGCUGCUGUCUUCCUAGUGGGAGCCACUACCCUCUUCUUCGCCUUCACAUGCCCAGGGCUCAGCCUCUACGUCUCUCCCGUCAUUCCCGCCUACAAUGCCAUCGUCUUCCUCUUUGUGCUGGCCAACUUCAGCAUGGCCACCUUCAUGGACCCAGGCAUAUUCCCGCGAGCUGAAGAAGACGAGGACAAGGAGGAUGACUUCCGUGCCCCGCUCUACAAGACAGUGGAGAUCAAGGGCAUCCAGGUGCGCAUGAAGUGGUGUGCAACCUGCCGCUUCUACCGGCCGCCACGCUGCUCACACUGCAGCGUCUGCGACAACUGUGUGGAGGAGUUCGACCAUCACUGCCCCUGGGUCAACAACUGCAUCGGGCGGCGCAACUACCGCUACUUCUUCCUCUUCCUGCUGUCGCUUACCACGCACAUCAUGGAUGUCUUUGGCUUCGGCCUCCUGUACGUCCUCUACCAGGUGGAGGAGCUCUCUGGUGUCCGCAUGGCCGUCACGAUGGUUGUGAUGUGCGUGGCCGGCUUGUUCUUCAUCCCCGUUGCCGGCCUGACGGGGUUCCACGUGGUGCUCGUGGCCAGGGGCCGGACCACCAACGAACAGGUGACGGGCAAGUUCCGUGGUGGCGUCAACCCCUUCACCAACGGUUGCUGUAAGAACGUCAGCCGGGUGCUGUGCAGCUCCCCGGCCCCCAGGUACCUCGGGCGUCCCAAGGCUGAGCAGACAGUGCUGGUGCGGCCACCGUUCCUGCGGCCCGAGGUGUCAGACGGGCAGAUCACCGUCAAGAUCAUGGACAACGGUAUCCAGACAGAACUGAAGAGGACAAAGUCCAAAGGGAGCCUGGAGGUGACGGAGAGCCAGUCUGCCGACGCCGAGCCGCCUCCGCCGCCUAAGCCAGACCUCAGCCGCUACACGGGCCUGAGGACACACUUAACCCUGGCCACCAAUGAGGACAGCGGCCUGCUUGGCACAGAGAGCCCACCGACUCCCACCAUGUACAAGUACCGGCCUGGCUACAGCAGCAGCAGCAGCUCCACAGCCCUGCCCCACUCCACCAGCGCCAAGCUGAGCCGUGUCAACAGCCUGAAGGAGCCCAACUCCAUCUGCGAGAGCAGCCGCAAGCCCAGCUAUCGCUCAGAGCCGAGCCUGGAGCCCGAGAGCUUCCGCUCGCCCACCUUCGGCAAGAGCUUUCCCUUUGACCCACUCUCCAGCGGCUCCCGCUCCUCCAGCCUCAAGUCAGCACAGGGCACGGGCUUCGAGAUGGGACAGCUCCAGUCCAUCCGCUCCGAGGGCACCACCUCCACCUCCUACAAGAGCCUAGUGAACCAGACGCGCAACGGCAGCCUGUCCUACGACAGCCUGCUCACACCCUCUGACAGCCCCGACUUCGAGUCGGUGCAGGCGGGCCCAGAGCCGGACGCGCCGGUGGGCUACACCUCGCCCUUCCUCUCGGCACGCAUCGCCCAGCAGCGUGAGGCUGACCUUCACGGCCGCUUCGCCGGCACUGUCUCCCCUAAGCAUGUGCCGGCCCGUGAGCCCUCGCCCGUGCGCUAUGACAAUCUCUCCCGCCACAUUGUCGCCUCCAUCCAGGAGCGGGAGAAGCUGCUGCAGCAGCCACCGGUGCCAGGCAGGGAGGACGACACGGCACUGCCAGACUCAGGCAUCCAGUCAACAUCAGGCUCUGGCAAUGCCCCGCGCACCAGCUCUUCCUCGGACGAUUCCAAGCGCUCACCCCUGGGCAAGAACCCGCUCACACGCCCAGCACCGCCCCGCUUCGGCAAGCCCGAGCCCCCCGCCGCACUCCGGGUGCGCUCACUGGGCUCCCCGGACCAGCCCGCCGCCCCCCACCUGGCCAAAUCCCUCUCCUACAGCAGCCAAAAACCGGCCUCUCCAGCCAGCGUCCCCGAGACGGAGGAGGUGGCCUUGCAGCCCUUGCUGGCACCAAAGGACGAGGUGCAGAUGAGAGCAGCCUACAGCAAGGCCAACGGGCAGCCCAAGAGCCUGGGCGCAGGGGCCCUCGGCAGCCCCUCGCGUGGGGGCGUCAAGAAGGUGUCAGGCGUGGGGGGCACCACCUACGAGAUCUCAGUCUGAGGGCACUGCGCUCGCCCCGACGCGGGGGCCGGACACUGCGGAUGCCAGGGAGAGCCGGAGCAGGGGGAGCAGCGGCCCCUUCUGCCCCGCCAGGACUCGGGGAUCCCUGCCCGCGGAGGACGGCAGCUGCCCUGGCCAGGCGCUCGCUCGAGGGGCUCGGCGGCAGCGCCGGCCGCUCCGUGGGCCUUGUGCAAUCACCGCUCGCCCAGCGGGGCAGGAACGGAUCCUUUUUAAACCAGAAUACUUUUUUUUAUUAUUAUUGUUACGGAUUCUAUUUUUUUUCUCUCUCCGAGUUUCCGGGUGUGUGUACAUAUAAAUAUCUAUAUAUAUAAAUAUAAAUAUUGAGGAAAAAAAAGGCAAAAAUGCUCUUUCAUGCCCGGGGGAGGAAGAAUCCCCCCCACCUCGUCCUUGUCCUCCACCGUGGGGAUGUAGGCGCCUGGCAUCAUGCGCAGGGCAGUGGGAGCCGUGCGUGUGAACGUUGUCCACAACUGCAGCACCCUCUCCCGGGGGGGGCAGAAGGGCUGGGGAAGGCCCCUCCUCACGGCACCUACGGGCCCCAGCUGUCCUUCCCCCUCCCGUUUGCACCCCUCUUUUUGUAGCGUUUCCGCAGGGAUUGUGUUAGGGGCAGGGUGGUUCGUUGUUGGUUUUGUUGCCUUUUUUUUCCUUUUACAAACGGGUCCGAGGGUUUCUUGCUGUCGUGGUUGGUUUUAUUUCAGUGUGGGAGGAGGAAGAGGCUGGAGCAAAGCAAUAUUCCCUCAUCACAUGCCAAAAGAAAAGCAGAAUGGGAGCUGAGUGCUCCCAGAGCCCCUGCAGGGCCAUGAGCGCUGCCAGACCCCCCCCACCUCCACGUCCCCGCAGCGCCACAAUGCCGGUUUUUUUAUUAUUAUCAGCCAUUUUAACAACAAGGAAUAAAAGGAUAUUUAAUGAGC